CAUUACCAUUAGCAAGAAAACAGAGAAUUUGUUGAAGGAAAGAGAGAUACUCAUUGGCGAAAUGGAGACUAUACGGCAACGUAUGAAAAAUUUGACUAUUUAUGCGGAAGAGCUUGAAAAAAAAAAUAGUGAGCUUGAUAAGCGAAUGAUGGAAAUGCAAGAAACUAUCGGCAUGCAAUUGAAUGAACUGUCACGAGAGAAAAGAGUUCGAGAGAGGACGGAAACAGAGGCGCGACAACUUCAGGAAGAAAUCAUUGUAAAGAAAAACGAACUUGAGGUAAAAUAUUCGUUAAGAUUAUAAGAAAUUGAAAAGAUGAUAUAAACUUACUUAUACAUGUU
Molecule: messenger RNA, 339 nt
Organism: Wasmannia auropunctata (little fire ant)
Lineage: Eukaryota; Metazoa; Arthropoda; Insecta; Hymenoptera; Formicidae
Exons: 1
Source: RefSeq, a predicted model, not a curated record